CAACAUUUUUUAGCUAUGGGUGAUUAUCUGAAUAUUACAGUACUGCGAGGACGAGGAAAUAACAAAUGCCCAUCUAACGUAUGACAGUGGUUUGCUCGUUCCUGUUACAACGUGCGGCACUGUUACAAUUAUUUCAUAUUUUUCCUAAGUAGUAGCUAGUUCACGCCUGCUGAAACAUGCCCCGCUGCUUAAUUAAAUCGAUGGCGAGGUACAGAAAGACUGACGACUCUUCAGAAGAGACUGAACUGCCAUGGAUGCCUCCCUCUUCCUCACUGGACACGAAGAAGAAGCACCAAACCAACAACAGUUCAACUAAAUGCAAUAACAUCUGGACCUCGUCGAAGCUUCCAAUUGUAACACGAUAUGCAUUUAACAAAGAGAACAACAUGUUAUGGAAGAAUGAAUUGGGUAACGGAGAAUUGUACAUGAAUUUCUGUGAUAUCGAAAAUGCAUCCGGCAGCAGCGUCCCUGCUCCUGCUAAUCAAACAAUCACGAUGGACUCUGCUAACGCAGAUCAACCGAUAGAAAAGAUACAGAUAUCCUUACCAAAGAAAGUAGAUUAUGUCAAUAUGGAGAACGACGAGAUUAAAGUAGCUGUGAAUCUAAGCAGAACGUUCGACGAGAAUCAAACGACUUCUCUUUAUCUCCCUAAUCCGACCAAGAAACAGACCGACACGCAGGAUCAAUUUAUAGAUGGGAAUAUUAAAACUGGGACGGAUAAUGGGCAGAAUUGGAAACGGAAUAAGACUAUGCAUUAUUGUCCUUAUUGCCGUAAGAGUUUCGAUCGUCCCUGGGUGCUGAAGGGACAUUUACGUCUUCAUACCGGCGAACGACCGUUCGAAUGUCCGGUCUGCCAUAAAUCAUUCGCUGAUCGAUCGAAUUUGCGUGCGCAUCAAAGGACACGGAACCACCAUCAGUGGCAGUGGCGUUGCGGCGAAUGUUUCAAGGCAUUCUCGCAGAGGCGAUAUCUGGAACGCCACUGCCCUGAGGCUUGCAGGAAAUACAGGAUAUCUCAAAGAAGAGAGCAGAACUGUAGUUAAGAGAUAUAUUUUAUUUCCUUCAUCUGUAAACAUGCAUAUUUGUAUGCAGAAAUGUGUAAUGUAAUAUAUAAUUGUA
Molecule: messenger RNA, 1116 nt
Organism: Ceratina calcarata
Lineage: Eukaryota; Metazoa; Arthropoda; Insecta; Hymenoptera; Apidae
Product: zinc finger protein 236
Exons: 3
Coding region: 177-1040 (287 amino acids)
Biological process (GO): regulation of transcription by RNA polymerase II
Molecular function (GO): DNA-binding transcription factor activity, RNA polymerase II-specific; RNA polymerase II cis-regulatory region sequence-specific DNA binding
Source: RefSeq, a predicted model, not a curated record